Molecule: messenger RNA, 1979 nt
Organism: Diospyros lotus (date-plum)
Lineage: Eukaryota; Viridiplantae; Streptophyta; Magnoliopsida; Ericales; Ebenaceae
Product: SNF1-related protein kinase catalytic subunit alpha KIN10-like
Exons: 11
Coding region: 169-1695 (508 amino acids)
Biological process (GO): intracellular signal transduction; protein phosphorylation
Cellular component (GO): cytoplasm
Molecular function (GO): protein serine/threonine kinase activity; protein binding; ATP binding
Source: RefSeq, a predicted model, not a curated record
GCGAAACCAAAACGGUCCAAACCGUUGGCGGACAAAAUGAGGAGGAAUCUCCUGGGCCGGCAGUUUGGCUCCGCCCGCCCAUUGUAAGCCGAACUGGCCGUCGUUCUAUGCACAUGGAGGAGGAGUCCAAGACACUUACGCUUCAGUUGCUCGACGAUCACCAGUAAUAUGGAUCGACCACAAGGCAGAGACAGCAGCGGGGAUAUGCUUCUACAGAAUUAUAGGUUUGGGAAAACUCUUGGGCAUGGUUCAUUUGGCAGAGUGAAAGUUGCAGAGCAUCUAUUGACUGGGAGCAAAGUUGCUAUUAAAAUCCUUAACCGUCGAAGAAUGAAGAGUCGUAACAAGAGUAGUGAGGAGGAAAAAGUGAGAAGAGAAACUAAAAUAUGUCGGUUAUUUGUACAUCCACAUAUUAUACGACUGUAUGAAGUGAUAGAGACCCAGGCAGAAAUUUAUGUGGUUAUGGAGUAUGUAAAGUCUGGAGAGCUAUUUGACUACAUUGUAGAGAAGGGUAAAUUACAGGAGGAUGAAGCUAGAAAAUUUUUUCAACAGAUCAUUUCUGGGGUGGAAUACUGCCAUAGAAACAUGGUAGUUCAUAGAGAUCUCAAGCCUGAGAACCUGCUUGUAGAUGCCAGAGGCAAUGUGAAGAUAGCUGAUUUUGGCUUGAGCAAUGUUAUGCGGGAUGGCCAUUUUCUGAAGACAAGCUGUGGAAGCCCUAAUUAUGCUGCUCCAGAGGUUGUUUCAGGAAAUCUAUAUGCUGGACCUGAGGUAGAUGUUUGGAGUUGUGGUGUUAUCUUGUAUGCUCUUCUUUGCGGCACCCUUCCUUUUGAUGAUGAAAAUAUUCCCAACCUCUUCAAGAAAAUAAGGAGUGGGAUUUACACUCUUCCUAGUCAUUUAUCACUAGGAGCAAGGGAUAUAAUUCCAAGGAUGCUUGUGGUUGACCCUAUGAAGCGAAUAACCAUUCCGCAAAUCCGACAGCAUUUUUGGUUUAAAACUGGUCUUCCUUGCUACUUAGCUGUUCAGCCACCAGACCCAGUGCUUGUUAUCAAAAGGAUUGACGAGGAUGUUAUUCAAGAAGUGGUUAGAAUGGGAUUUGAGAAGCAACAUGUAGUUGAAUGUCUUCGAAACAGAAUACAAAAUGAUGCAACUGUUGCAUAUUACUUGCUAUCUGACAACCAGUCCCCUGUUCCCAGUGGCUAUCUAGGAGAUCAAUUUCAGGAGCCUAUUGAGUAUGGUCCUGUUGGCAUGCACCCGAAUGGUACCUUAAAUGUUCCAGAUGGGCACCAAUUUCCUCAAGAUUUGAGGCCCCAGUUGAUGAGUGAGACAAAAUGGGUUAUUGGGCUGCAGUCUGCGGCACAUCCACGGGAGAUAAUGACACAGAUUCUCUUGGCUCUGCAAAAACUGAAUGUGCGUUGGAAAACAAUUGGCCCCUAUAACAUGAAGUGUCUAUGGUAUCAUGGUUCUCAUAAUCCCAAAGGGAUGAGUAGCAGUCAUGGACAGGAUAAUCAUUGUGUCAACAAUGAAUCUCUCACCAUUUGUAAUGAUUAUAAUGCUCAAAGCAUGGUGAAAUUUGAAAUACAGCUAUACAAGACUGAAGCAGAUAAGUAUCUGCUUGAUCUGCAGAGAAUACAGGGCCCAGCGUUCUUCUUCCUGGAUCUGUGUGCUCAUUUCCUCAUGCAGCUUGGGGUUCUUAACUGAAGGCCUUGGCAUAACGGACCGGAACUUUGUUGUUUGUUUAUAAGUAUCUUUUUUGCAGAGUUUUGACCGUCCCCUUUGCCCUUGUAGUAGUUCGAAUAAUGACCAAGUUAACUUGCUCUUAUUACUUGAGCAUUAUUACAGGUUGAUGUUUGAGUUGUAGAGCUAGUGCCCAAGCGGCAGGUCUCUGUUGUUUGAAAUAGAUCCUGUGUAAUUGUUGGAAUCAUCCAAAUUAGCCAAUGUUUAUAGUUAACUAUUUAAUUCUAUAAGUUUAUAGUUAAGUAGCU